This is a messenger RNA of Apus apus (common swift), 1674 nucleotides long. RefSeq names its product PR/SET domain 14 (gene PRDM14). Gene Ontology annotation, cellular component: nucleus. Gene Ontology annotation, molecular function: RNA polymerase II transcription regulatory region sequence-specific DNA binding; protein binding. Gene Ontology annotation, biological process: regulation of transcription by RNA polymerase II. The record is from RefSeq and is a predicted model, not a curated record. NCBI's taxonomy places the organism in Eukaryota, Metazoa, Chordata, Aves, Apodiformes, Apodidae.
AUGGCGCUAUCCCUGGCCGGGGAGUCUGUCCCCGGAGACGGAGGAGACACGCUCGGGAGGAGCCCCGCCAGCCUGGCUGCCUACUACCCUUCUUUCCUCCCGGCUGCCCAGUACUUCGAGGCGGCCCCCGACUUCUUUCAGCCCUUGAAAUCCCUGGGCGGGCUGCUCCCCGCCUCCCCACCUCUGCCCCCCUUUAGCUUCAGCAGAGUCCCCGCUUUCCUGAGCCAGCCGCCCCCCCUGCCCGCCGAGCCCUUCCCCGGCUUCCCCUUGCCCCUCUACGCGAAGCCGCUGGACCCCUUGGCCGCCGGCAGCCCCGGGGUUGGCGGGGCGACGGGGCAGAGCUACAGGUACAACUUCACCGAGGAGGAGCUGAACGCGGUGCUGUACGGGGCGCUCCGGAGCAGCCAGCCAGCCGGGAGCCUGCACGCCAUCUCGGGGCUCCGGGUGCCCCCCACCAGCCCGGGUAAGGGAGGGGAUGAUUUGGGUUGCGGCGGGUGUCGGGGAAGGCAAGACCCUCCCGCGGCUCUGCACCUGCACGGCCGUGGCCGGGUUGUAGAAGAGUUCCUCUUCUGCAGGUGCUGCGGACUCCUCCUCCGCCCCGCUGCUCGACAAGGACUCACUGCAGCUACCCGAAGGUAAGGGCCCUAAGCUGUCGGGCACCCACCGCUCCCGGCCGCGGCCCAGCCGCGCUCAGCCCGCCCUGUCCCUGCAGGGCUGUCGGUGCUGCGGGUGGCGUACGGGGACGUGUCUCAGCUCGGAGUGUUCUGCACGGACCCCAUCCCCAAAGGAGUCCGCUUCGGCCCUUUCCAAGGCAAAGUGGUCAACACCAGCGAGAUCAAGACUUACGACGACAACUCGCUGAUGUGGGAGAUCUUUGAAUACGGUCGCCUGAGCCACUUCAUAGACGGGAAAGGCGCCUCUGGCAACUGGAUGUCGCUGGUGAACUGCGCCAGGUUCCCCGAGGAGCAGAAUUUGACUGCUAUCCAGUGCCAGGGGCAAAUAUUCUACGAGAGCUGCAAGGAAAUCUUGCCGAAGCAGGAGUUGCUGGUGUGGUACGGCGACUGCUACGUGCAAUUCCUGGGCAUCCCCAUCAGCCUGAAGGGCAUGCCGGAGGGGAAGAGACCCCCGCAGAACCCCGAAGAAGCCGGGGAGAGUUUUAAAUGCGAGCGCUGCGGCAAGGUUUUUGCCUACAAGUACUACCGGGACAAGCACCUCAAGUACACUCGCUGCGUGGACCAGGGCGAUCGCAAAUUUCCUUGUCACCUUUGUAACCGAUCCUUUGAAAAAAGAGACAGGCUGAGGAUCCACAUUCUCCACGUUCACGAAAAGCACAGACCUCACAAGUGCUCUGUGUGUGGGAAGAGCUUUUCCCAGUCUUCCAGCCUGAACAAACACAUGAGGGUUCACUCUGGGGAGCGCCCCUACAAAUGUGUCUACUGCAACAAGGCAUUCACAGCAUCCAGCAUCCUGCGCACUCACAUCCGCCAGCACUCAGGGGAGAAGCCCUUCAAGUGCAAACACUGCGGCAAAGCCUUCGCCUCCCACGCAGCCCACGACAGCCACGUGCGCCGCACGCACAGCAAGGAGAAGGGCUGCACGUGCUCGGUGUGCGGCCAGCACUUCCCAGAGCAGGAGGAUUACCACUUCCACAUGAAGACUCACUCUGCUCAUUAG